Messenger RNA from Bactrocera latifrons, 591 nucleotides. RefSeq lists its product as uncharacterized. The record is from RefSeq and is a predicted model, not a curated record. The coding region runs from base 1 to 498 and encodes 165 amino acids. NCBI's taxonomy places the organism in Eukaryota, Metazoa, Arthropoda, Insecta, Diptera, Tephritidae. The transcript is spliced from 4 exons.
AUGAGUAUGCUGGGUUUCGUGUAUCUCUUCUUGAUACUCGGCUGGAUACUGAUUGUGUUGUUUCUCAAGUGCAAAAAGUCGAUCACACCGCAUCUCGCCUUCACCGAGCACUACACGGACGCAAUAGCGACGGGUCGUCGUCCCUCGGUGCACAUCAUAGAAUUGCCACCGGACGAAAUGGAUAACGAAGAACAAUUUUUGGACUCAUAUCAUCAGCAGAGUAACAACUUGCGCAGGCAUUCGAAUCGCUCACAACGCUCGACGCUGCCCGAAGAGCGCACCAUAGAAACCACAUAUCCCACAGAUGCGGUUGUGAAUCCGGCGUAUAUGCACGACGAGGAGUACAUCAUCAAUGAUAAUUCCACACAACACGCACAAACACAAGUUAACUCACGCGUGGAAACGCCACCGCCUUCGUAUGAGGAAGUAAUGCGCCAACCGGAUGUGUAUCCCAAAGUACACCAAAGCACGAGCAAAGUGAGCGACGCGAAUAUUUAAGCGCCACUCGUCCGCUGCGCUGACCUCCCCUCCGUUUGCACUUUCACCGGCGGAACGAAGUGUACACCCGACAAACUUGUGGGUUGCCUCUGA